Hydractinia symbiolongicarpus is the source of this 3027-nucleotide messenger RNA. RefSeq lists its product as uncharacterized. The transcript has 2 exons. Gene Ontology annotation, cellular component: nucleus. Gene Ontology annotation, molecular function: catalytic activity. The record is from RefSeq and is a predicted model, not a curated record. Lineage: Eukaryota; Metazoa; Cnidaria; Hydrozoa; Anthoathecata; Hydractiniidae. The coding region runs from base 193 to 3027 and encodes 944 amino acids. Gene Ontology annotation, biological process: chromatin remodeling.
AAGGGUCUCCUUAAGAGACAAGAGAGGAGUUGAACGUCCUCCACCAUACCUUAGUUUAAAGGGGCGAUUGUGGAAGUCCCAUGAAAUGCCACAUAGUGAUGGUGUCACUUUAAAAAACACCCAGUCCGGUCUGUGAACGGUUGGCGCUAGGAAGGGCAUCCAGCUGUAAAACAAUGCUAAAACUCUUUAUUAAUGGCCGUAAGAAUAGUUGAUCAGACAAACUGCGUAAACGGGGCUGGAACUCUAAGGAGUGAAGGUGUCGCGCACGGUAGGACAGAUGUCAGAUGUGAGCAUCGUCAGACCGUUACCCAGCUAUCACAUCACAAGGUAGAUAACACUAGGUUGAGGAUGGCUAGUGUAAAUGUUGGUACUCUGAGAGGUAGAGCAGGUGAAGUAGUUGAAAUGUUAGAACGUAGAUCUGUUGAUAUGUGUUGUGUUCAGGAAGUUAGGUGGAGAGGAGCUUCAGUGAGAUUUGUGGAAGGUAGGAGGGCAAGGUAUAAGCUUUUUUGGAUUGGUAAUAGUGAUGGAUAUGGAGGAGUUGGCAUAUUCAUUGCGGAGAAGUGGGUAGAAAAAGUAAUAGAUGUUAUGCGUGUUAAUAGUCGUAUUAUAGUGAUAAAGUUUUUGAUAGGUAAUAGGAUUGUCACUUUUCUGUCAGUUUAUGCUCCACAGUGUGGACUCAGUGAGGAAGAUAAAGAUAAGUUUUAUGAUGAGUUAAUAGCAGUCACAUCAAAGUUUGGAGACACUGAACUUGUCAUGGUGGGCGGCGACUUUAAUGGUCAUGUUGGGAAGUCAUCUGAAGGUUAUAGAGGUGUGCAUGGAGGCUAUGGAUUUGGGAGCAGAAAUAAGGAAGGGGAGAGAUUGCUUGAGUUUGGAAUGGCAACAGACAUGGUGGUUUGCAACACAUCAUUCAGUAAGAGACAGAGUAGGCUGAUAACAUAUGAGUCAGGUGGUUGUAAGACACAGAUAGAUUACUUUUUGGUUAGAAAGUCAGACAAGAAAGUGGUGAAGGACGUGAAAGUUAUAUCGGGGGAAGAGUGUGUUUCCCAGCAUAGGUUGCUGGUUUGUGAUAUCAUCUUGAAGAGUGUCAGAGAAGCCAAGAGAAAGUACAGGCCCCGUCGAAAAGUCUGGAAGCUGAAGGAAGAGAUUGUAGCAAGACAAUUUAGUGCAAAAGUUCAGCAGUUAGCCUACAAUAGUCAAUGUGAUAGUGACAAUGUUGAAAGUACUUGGACUACUCUGAAGAAUUGUCUUCUAGAAGCUUCUAAUGAUACCUGUGGGUGGACGAAAGGACCAGCUAGACAUAGACAGACCUGGUGGUGGAAUAAUGAGGUUGACCAGUGUAUAAAGGAAAAGAGGAAACUUUGGAAAGAGUGGAAGUCAGGUGGUAGUAAAAAUAUUUACUUAGAAGCUAAGCGUCGGGCUCGUACAGCAGUGUAUAAGGCAAAAUCAGAAGCAGAGAGAAACAGAUUUGCAGAUGUGUUAAGAAGGGAAGACCAGCGCAAUGAGGUAUUCAAGAUAGCAAAGCAAAUGAAGAAGACUAAUCAAGAUAUUGUAGGUGAGAAGUGUAUACGUAAUGAUGAAGGUGUUUUGGCUAGCACAGAGGAGGAGAAAAGGGUAGCUUGGAAGAAUCAUUAUCAGAGGUUGCUUAACACUGAGUUUGAUUGGGACGAGGAUAAUUUGUCUGAUGAUGAUGUCGUAGAAGGGCCAGCCAUGCAGAUCAAGACAGAAUGGGUAGUGGAGGCUAUUAGGAAAAUGAAGAUUGGCAAGGCUGCAGGAGUAUCAGGUAUUGUUGCAGAGAUGGUAAAAGCAUCUGGAUAUAUUGGAGUUGAGCUUAUUACAAGUCUUGCUAACCAGAUUAUAAAGGAUGGUGCUAUUCCGAGUGAGUGGCAGUCGAGUGUAAUAGUGAAUUGUUUCAAGGGCAAGGGUGAUGCAUUAGAAAGGGGUAACUAUAGAGGUGUGCAUGGAGGCUAUGGAUUUGGGAGCAGAAAUAAGGAAGGGGAGAGAUUGCUUGAGUUUGGAAUGGCAACGGACAUGGUGGUUUGCAACACAUCAUUCAGUAAGAGACAGAGUAGGCUGAUAACAUAUGAGUCAGGUGGUUGUAAGACACAGAUAGAUUACUUUUUGGUUAGAAAGUCAGACAAGAAAGUGGUGAAGGACGUGAAAGUUAUAUCCGGGGAAGAGUGUGUUUCCCAGCAUAGGUUGCUGGUUUGUGAUAUUAUCUUGAAGAGUGUCAGAGAAGCCAAGGGAAAGUACAGGCCCCGUCGAAAAGUCUGGAAGCUGAAGGAAGAGAUUGUAGCAAGACAAUUUAGUGCAAAAGUUCAGCAGUUAGCCUACAAUAGUCAAUGUGAUAGUGACAAUGUUGAAAGUACUUGGACUACUUUGAAGAAUUGUCUUCUAGAAGCUUCUGAUGAUACCUGUGGGUGGACGAAAGGACCAGCUAGACAUAGACAGACCUGGUGGUGGAAUAAUGAGGUUGACCAGUGUAUAAAGGAAAAGAGGAAACUUUGGAAAGAGUGGAAGUCAGGUGGUAGUAAAAAUAUUUACUUAGAAGCUAAGCGUCGGGCUCGUACAGCAGUGUAUAAGGCAAAAUCAGAAGCAGAGAGAAACAAAUUUGCAGAUGUGUUAAGAAGGGAAGACCAGCGCAAUGAGGUAUUCAAGAUAGCAAAGCAAAUGAAGAAGACUAAUCAAGAUAUUGUAGGUGAGAAGUGUAUACGUAAUGAUGAAGGUGUUUUGGCUAGCACAGAGGAGGAGAAAAGGGUAGCUUGGAAGAAUCAUUAUCAGAGGUUGCUUAACACUGAGUUUGAUUGGGACGAGGAUAAUUUGUCUGAUGAUGAUGUCGUAGAAGGGCCAGCCAUGCAGAUCAAGACAGAAUGGGUAGUGGAGGCUAUUAGGAAAAUGAAGAUUGGCAAGGCUGCAGGAGUAUCAGGUAUUGUUGCAGAGAUGGUAAAAGCAUCUGGAUAUAUUGGAGUUGAGCUUAUUACAAGUCUUGCUAACCAGAUUAUAAAGGAUGGUGCUAUUCCGAGUGAGUGA